This is a messenger RNA of Rana temporaria (common frog), 1114 nucleotides long. Its product is annotated as taste receptor type 2 member 119-like. The coding region runs from base 127 to 1107 and encodes 326 amino acids. Gene Ontology annotation, cellular component: membrane. Gene Ontology annotation, biological process: detection of chemical stimulus involved in sensory perception of bitter taste; sensory perception of taste; G protein-coupled receptor signaling pathway. The record is from RefSeq and is a predicted model, not a curated record. The transcript has a single exon. Lineage: Eukaryota; Metazoa; Chordata; Amphibia; Anura; Ranidae. Gene Ontology annotation, molecular function: G protein-coupled receptor activity; bitter taste receptor activity.
AGCAUAUUGCAUCUAAGGGGUAUAUUAAUAAAUGGAUCGGAGAUACAAGACAGUUGCCAUUGCUUGCAAAGUCCUCUGUGGCAUAUUUGCAAUUGUUAAAAUCAAACAAUCUUUCAUGAAUAAUCAAUGCCGCCUACAUUUAUUUUGGUUUCAAUGAUAAUAUUGGGUAUAAGCACCAUCAUGGGAGUGUUCACUAACUCACUAAUUGUGAUUGUCAAUUUUGUAGACAAGGUGAAAGGUAAAAAGCUCAACCCAUCUGACCUAAUUUUGGUGACCCUAGGUUCCUUUAACAUUGUUUUCCAGUUCAUAAUGCUGAUCAAUGACUAUUUGAGCUUUCUGGACCGAGACCUUUACAGCUCUGAUCAGAUCUACACUUUAUUUACUGUCCUAUUGGUCCUUCCUAUAUUUUCAAGCUUUUGGUUCACGGUUUGUCUCUCUAUCUACUACUACUUGCAGAUUGUCAUAUUUAGUCAUCACUUUCUAAUUCGGUUAAAGUUGGGCGUCUCACGGUUAAUACCAAAAUUACUGAUGGCCUCAGUUUUUACAUCUGUAGCUAAUGGCCUACCUGCUGCAUUGAAUCGGUACAAGGAUCACCUCUAUUUAAACGCGUCAACAAAUCAGAGUUUGGAAGUCGCUGUUCCUAAAGUGAAUGCUGUGUACAUGCUACCCAGUACUGUCAUUAGCUGUUCCCUUCCAUUAGCUCUCAUGGGUAUUGCUAAUGGUAUGAUCAUCAAGUUAUUAGUUACACACAGUCACAAGGAGGAUAGAAAUGCCCAAGGGGACCUCAGUCCAAGAGCUGAAGCUCGCAGAUCUGCAGCCAGGACAAUUGCAUGCCUCCUUGUUCUUUAUAUUUCAUUCUAUAUAUCUGAGGUCCUUCUCUUUAUAGACACCUUCCCCAGGAACAGCUCCGGGUUCUGUGCUUGCUUGAUUGUAAUAUACAGCUAUCCUCCUGCUCAGUCAAUUGUUCUUAUUCUCGGAUGUCCCAAACUGAAAAAAGUGUCUUUCGCUUUACUACAAUCUCUAUUCAGGAAAGGACAGCCUAAAUCACAGAAGAUCCUCUGCAUAAAUCUCUAUCCACAUCAGACAUUUCACAUCAUCGCACAAUGAUCGUUUA